CUGUUUGGUUAGUCCUGGCCAGGCCCCAGCAUGGCUGCUGUUUGGUUAGUCCUGGCCAGGCCCCAGCAUGGCUACUGUUUGGUUAGUCCUGGCCAGGCCCCAGCGUGGCCGCUGUUUGGUUAGUCCUGGCCGGUCCCCAGCAUGGCUGCUGUUUGGUUAGUCUACUGUCCUCAGGUCUGCUUUGUCAUGUCCUUUGUUCAGUCUCUGUUUGUCCUGGUCAAUGGUGUGAAGUAUUUUGUGAAGGAGUGGUUGGAAUAGUUGUAGUUGGGGAGCUGAGAAAAGAGAAGAAUGUUUAGUUUUCUGUUGAGGAUUCUCUGAGCAAGGCAAUGCCACACGUUCGCGCCCUCUUUUUCAGAGAUCUAUCCACCCAAACAGUAGGAGAUUUGGUGGUGAGACAUACUUGCUGUGGCUUUGAAAAAGAGGGUUUAAGUGUUGUAACCUGGCCUAAAUCGGCCUUCUGAAGAAAAUGUAGAUUUAAUUCUAACAUUGCUUUGACACCCCACUCUGUCAGUUGGGCGCCUGCCUGCCCGCCACAUUAUGUUCCAAGGCAUGUUCUUCUUCGCUGAAUUAAAAAGAGAGAGGGAGGAAAAGCCAGCUGAACACGAAAAACGAAUCUAAUGGAAUUUAAAGCUAAUCUAAAUAUGCAAAUCUUCACACGCUUCAUAAACAGCCGAUAGUACCCGUUGCCCCCCUUCUCUCUCUCUCUCUUUCUCUCAGUAGUUGUGCAGAGUGGAAUGCCAUAGCCACGAGGGGUCCGUCAGUAAUGACAGACCCCUCAUUAAUAGCCCGGCCUGGUCUCUGUGUCUCCUGGGGGAGUUUGGGACCAGCAGUCCGAGACAUUCUAUUAGUUCUAUUAGCGCCCUCCACCUGUCCAUGCCAAUGUUCCCAGACCACCGCCCGAAAAUCCUCACACUGAAUUCUGGGAAGUUGUUUCUCAUCAUUUUUUACCAGGCCCUCUUAGCUAAUUAAUCUGUUGCUUGCAUUCUGCCGGUAAUUGGGUUUGUUCUGUUCCCCUCCCCCUCCCGCCUACGCUGUAUGCCUGUUCUGAGCCCAUCUCUCUUUUUUUUCUUCUCCUAUUCCCCUGUUUUUUUUAUCAUCCUCCAAAAGCCAUCCAAUUAAUAUGCUAAUGAGAUAAUACAUAUUUAUGGUGGUUUUAAAUUAUGCAGACAGCUUUCAGAGCCCGGUGUGAAACGAGUCACUCGCAGAACUUCAAAGCCUUGCAUCGCUAACGAGGCAGGGCUUGAUUUGCAUACUGCUUUAAUCAGCUGAAUACUGAUUAUACUUCAUUAUAGAGUGGGGGGAGAGAGGAGAGGGGGAGAGAGCUGCCAGCUGCAAUCGUUUAUUUUUCCUUCCAGAGAGGGAGAGAGAGAGAACUUUUCCAGUAGUCGUGACAAUCCUCGCGCGCACAGGAGACAGAGAGAGAGUCGGAGAAGAAGAGGGAGACCAUUGGAAAGGAAAGAGAAAGGUAGAGAAAGAGAGAGGAAAAAGGUAGAGAAAAAGAGAGAAAAAGGUAGAGAAAGAGAGAGGAAAAGGUAGAGAAAGAGAGGAAAAAGGUAGAGAAAGAGAGGAAAAAGGUAGAGAAAGAGAGAGGAAAAGGUAGAGAAAGAGAGAGGAAAAGGUAGAGAAAGAGAGAGGAAAAGGUAGAGAAAGAGAGAGGAAAAGGUAGAGAAAGAGAGAGGAAAAGGUAGAGAAAGAGAGAGGAAAAGGUAGAGAAAGAGAGAGGAAAAGGUAGAGAAAGAGAGAGGAAAAGGUAGAGAAAGAGAGAGGAAAAGGUAGAGAGAGAGAGGAGAAAGGUAGAGAGAGAGAGAGGAGAAAGGUAGAGAGAGAGAGAGGAGAAAGGUAGAGAGAGAGAGAGGAGAAAGGUAGAGAGAGAGAGAGGAGAAAGGUAGAGAGAGAGAGGAGAAAGGUAGAGAGAGAGAGGAGAAAGGUAGAAAAAGAGAGGAAAAAGGCAGAGAGAGGAAAAAGGCAGAGAGAGGAAAAAGGUAGAGAAAGAGAGAGGAAAAAGGUAGAGAAAGAGAGAGGAAAAAGGUAGAGAAAGAGAGAGGAAAAAGGUAGAGAAAGAGAGAGGAAAAAGGUAGAGAAAGAGAGAGGAGAAAGGGCUGUUAGUCUAAACCCUGUUGGGUUUCGUGGAGCACUGAGGCUGUGUGUGUGUGUGUGUGUGUGUGUGUGUGUGUGUGUGUGUGUGUGUGUGUGUGUGUGUGUGUGUGUGUGUGUGUGUGUGUGUGUGUGUGUUGUGUGUGGCUGCAGUUGUACUGGACUCAGCUCGCUGACCAGUGGAAAGUAGAGAGGGAGGAGUGGGAGGGGCAGUGUGCCGACUGGACAGCCUGACGGAGGGUCUGUCCGGUGGAACCAAGCCUAUCUGCUGCCUCUAGCUUAUGCAACCAUGCUGGAAAAUAAAGGGGCACCAGAAGUGGAUUCUAGAAUGAGUAAUGCGUCAGAAACGAGUAAAUGUGGAAUGGAGAGUCAGAGUGGGGACGGAAACACAGAAAUCCAAACGAAUGGACUGGACUUUCAGAGGCAGACGGUUCAGACCACAAGCGCAAUCACCAACGCACACACACAGGCUCUCCUCCAACAGUCCAAGUCAGAAGACUCGGGUGCAAUUCCGACCUCCGUCCAGCAGGGCGUGCUGCCUCAGGCCCAGCUCAUGCUGGCUGGGGGACAGAUAGCUGGAUUGACCCUGUCUCCAGCGCAGCAGCAGUUGUUGUUGCAACAGGCCCAGGCCCAGCUCCUAGCAGCAGCCAUGCAGCAGCAGUCAGCCAGCCAGCAGAGCAGCACUACGGGGGCAAGCAUCUCUGCCUCUGCAGCCACCCCUAUCACACAACUGCCACUGUCCCAGCCCAUCCAGAUCACCUCUAUUCCCUCUGGUUCUACCCAUCUUCCAGGCCAGCUAAGCCAGCUGGGAUACCCCUAUGAGAUGGCGACCUUCAGCAGUUACCUACCUCAGUUACAACAGCUGCAGCAGCAGAACCUGACCAUGCCCCAGUUUGUCCUGGUUCAACCUGGCCACCACAUCGCCACCCAGCUGCAGCCUGGCCAGUUCAUCAUCUCACAGACGCCGCAGGGCCAGCAGAGUCUCCUGCAAGGCCAGAGUCUUCUAACUCAACUACCUCAAAGCCAAGCCAACCUCCUGCAGACUCAUCCCAGCAUCACGCUCGCCACACAGCCAGCAACUCCGACCCGCACGAUAGCAGCCACGCCCAUCCAGCCUCUGUCCCACAGCCAGACCUCGCCCCCUAAACGCCUGGCCACGCCCAGUCUGGAGGAGCCCAGUGACCUGGAGGAGCUGGAACAGUUUGCCAAGACCUUCAAACAGAGACGCAUCAAACUGGGCUUCACACAGGGAGAUGUUGGCCUGGCCAUGGGCAAGCUGUACGGUAACGACUUCAGCCAGACCACCAUCUCCCGCUUCGAGGCCUUGAACCUGAGCUUUAAGAACAUGUGCAAGCUGAAGCCACUGCUGGAGAAGUGGCUCAACGAUGCAGUUUAUGCAGACAACCUGUCGUCUGACCAGGCCCUGUCUAGCCCCAGCGCCUUGGGCUCCCCUGGCCUUGGUAUGGAGGGGCUGAACCGCCGACGCAAGAAGAGGACCAGCAUCGAGACCAACAUCCGCUUGGCCUUAGAAAAGAGAUUUCUGGAACAGAACCAAAAACCUACCUCUGAGGAGAUCACCAUGAUCGCCGACCAGCUCAACAUGGAGAAGGAGGUGAUCCGGGUUUGGUUCUGUAACCGCAGGCAGAAAGAGAAGAGGAUCAACCCCCCCAGCGGUGGGUACAGCAACACAGGGACAGGCGGCAGCCCCAUCAAAACCAUCUUCACCCCUACGAUCCCCCUGGUGGCCAGUACGGCCAGCCUUGUGACCAGUAACACACCGACCACACUGACUGUAAACCCAGUGAUGCCUCUCAACAGCACCAGCGUGUCUGGCCUGACCUUCACAGGCACGACCAUAGGAGCGACCACAAACACGGCAUCAGUCAUCUCCACUGCACCUAUGGUUACUGCGGUGACCAGCUCCCCAUCACUAAGCCCCUCCCCCACGGCCCUCCAGGCCACGGGGACGGGCGGAACACUGGAGCACACGGUGGUCACGCAGGCACCGUCGUCCCUAGCGAACACUCUGGGGACGGGUCAGGUGAUGGUGGCUGGACUGGGCCUGUCGGCCGCCCUGCAAGGUGCCGCCCAGUUACCCACCAGCGCUAGUUUCGCUGCCAUGGCCGGGCUUAACCAAGGACUUAUGGCGUCAUCGCAGUUCACUCCUGGAGGGGCCUUGCUGAGCUUGGCUCCAGGGGGGCUGGGAGGGGCUCUGAACACCGCCAUGUUGAGCAACAGCACCCUAGCCACCAUCCAAGGUCUGUGGAGCGCUCUGGCAUCAGGCGGCGCUCUCCCCAUAACCUCGCUGGACGGGAGCGGUAACCUGCUGUUCGCCAACACCUCCGCCGGCAGCACCCCCAACCUGAUGCAACCCCUCUUCCUGAACCCCCAGAACCUGUCCCUGCUCACCACCAACCCUGUCAACCUGGUGUCAGCCGGAGCUGCUGGGGGCGGGGCCCUGCAGGUCUCAGCUGACCACCAGGUCACCACGGCGACUGUACCAGUUCCCGCUUCUACCAUCACCACUGCCUCCAGGACCCAGUGAAGCUGGAGGCCUCAAAUGGAACCCUAUGCCCUAUUUAGUGCACUACUCUUGGUUAAAUGUAGCGUACGAUAUGUCUGGCUCUGGCCAUAUUAGGGCACUAUAUGGGGGAAUAGGGCUGUUGUUUGGGAUUUGGCCUUAGACUAAUGGCUCUACCCACCUGUUCCUCCUCUUCCUUCUCUCUGUCAUCUGUCAUUAUUUAAAUAUUUUGCUGCCACCAAAAAGAAACCCUCUGUGAAGCGGGUUGGAUUUUUUAAUUUUUUAAAAAAUGUUGGUAUUUUUUUCAUUCUCUCUUCCCUAGUACUCCAAAAAUGAUGUUUUUAUCGUUGGACGCGGCGAGUCACACAGGAGGACUGGGGCGGCCAUUUUAUGAGGCAUGAUCAUCUUGAACUCUAUGGUUUGUGCUCCUUGUGUGACCCCUGACCAACGUCUUGGGAGAGUAAAUAACAGAGAAGACCCACCUUUUCUACUCCGUCACCUUUUUCACAAGUAGAGAUCUUUCUCUUCCCUGUUCAGAACUUCUUCUGAAGUACUUCUAACCAAAAAUGUGUGAUUUUACUUUUAAAAUUUUUAUUCUAACAAAAAUGAUUUACUACUAAGUUCACAAUCUACAUCAUCACUAAAAGGGGGGUUUGUGCGUCUCCCCUGUCUAGGUUGAGUUUAUUUAGUGUCAGAGGCUCUGUUGGAAAGGCCUCAGCACGAAUAUCAAAGUUUUAUUUUCGAGGCGUUCUCGUUUUAGUUUGUUUUCUCUUGUUUUUAUGUGAGUGAACAUUUUCAGAACUUUACGUCUAACAUUAAGUUUUGACUGCUAUAUAUAUAUAAUUGGUUUUAUCGUGGUUAUAAGGCUUUAGAAAUCUCGUAAUAAUAAGUGGCUGAUAUAAUGGUUAUCGUUGCUUUAAGGAACAGGGUUAGCUGCGUGGUCUCUCUCUGGUCCUCUCUGUCUGGUAACACUGAGUUUGACAUUUCGCAGUAGCCCAGUGGCCAUGGAGCAUUUGUAAAUGGUAGUCUAGGUGCAGACCAUAGACACUGAUAUAAGAAAUGAUAACGCUUAGAGCUUUAACCCGGGUUACAUAUGGACCCAUGUCUGUGGGGUGUCGUGGUGGUGGUUGUGUGUUGUGGGGAUCAUGGCGGGGGGGUUCAGGGUUCACAGUUCAGAGGUCAGGCAGUAUAGGGGCUAAGUGGUUUUCUUGUGACCUUUACAGCUCAGGCAAAUACAGACGCCUCUGUUAGCUGUAUGAUACAUGGAGUUCUGUGACUGAGUGUUCUCUGACGGUCUGUCUGUAUGGUUGCCAUGCCAACUGGAUGACGUUGGUGUGCGGUAGAUGGAGACGUUGUGUAUUUUUGCUCGGAUACUUUUCAUUUUUUUAAUGCCAUUGUUUUUUUAAUGCCACCAAUGAACUGCAGUCUGCCUGUUUUGAAAGACAAACAUUCUGUCACGUUUUUUAACAUGUUUUAUGGUCCAUUAUUUCUGCAGUCUUUCGACUGGCUUAUUUCAAGAUAUACCAAAAAUAUUUGUUAAAACUAGUGCUGUUUAUUGUCAGUGUAGCUUAGCCUAGUCCUAAUAUUUAUGAGUACAAACUCUCUCUCUCUCUACACAACAGGAGAUGAAAAUGCAAUAUGUUGAUGAUCACUUUCCAAAGACAAACUUAUUUUUAAAUUUGACUAUGGCUCUCCCUGCUCAGCUUUAAAGUAGCAGGGCAAUAACCAAAAAGAAAGGUAUGGGAAGACGGGAGGUCAGGUGUAGUGUCUCCCUGUAUAAAGUUCAUAUAUUUGAGGGGUGUUUAGGUUUGAAUGGUAGUGGUUAUAUGAUAUCAAUGGGUGCUUAUCCUCAAGGCUCGGUCCCGUUUCUCUACAUGUUUCCCCCUAUGAUGAUAUAGCAGACUGUCCUGAUCCUUUCUAGACUGGCAUAUCCGCUUUGGCAACAGUUUGGACUGUAGUCAGGCUUUCAAUAGUCGGGAAAGGGCUGUCCAUUUGAGUUUUUCUACUAAUCCUCAGCCAUGAAAUAAAAAGCUUGAACCAAAGUCGUUUUAUCACUAGCUGCUGUGCCUGUGUGAGCCAGCAAGUGCUGUUCACACGUUCACUAUCUUACAUAAUAUUACUACUGACAAGUUUUCUCCUCUUAAACCCACCUGUGUGCAUUCCCCACCUCUAACCCGCUUCUAAGGAACAAGGAUAUUUUAGCUUUAAUGACCAGCUGCUUUAACUUAGAAUGGAGGCAAACGUUCUGCGUGUUUUCUUCUAGCUUUGUGACCAUAUCCUGUUAGCAGGUCUUGGUUUCCUGUGGUUGAAGCCUUCUCUCCUUCCCCUCAAUGUCCAACUAGCUUUACUACGGGGAGCUCAUCCACUGGCAGCACCAGUAAAGACGUUUACCUGUAACCAAGCAGCAUAGUCUCUGUGCUGCCCUUAUCGAACUGCCCCUUUUCGUAACAACAACACCACACAACAAUAGUGUCGUUCUAUCGGCCCUAACAUAACCAGAUUAAUGACUGCCUAGUUUGAAAGCAGAGAAUUCGCUCCAUGCUGUUCAGUUUUUAUGUGCUCCUUUUUCACCCGUGAAUUACUUUGACUAAAUACCUCAGCAGCACAUAAACAUUAGGUUCUCUAAGAAAUCUGACACCCGCUGAAUAUUGUAGAAUGUACAAGAACUGUAAUGGCUGAAUUGUACAAGAUGGCAAAAAAGAGUCAUCGUUAUCUCAAACUAGGACAAACUACUACUGCUAUUUUCUAGUACUACUACUUAUGGGUAUUUCCAGGUUUUAACAGUUUAACAUUAUUUUGUGAUCCUUCUUGCCAAAGCAAAGCGAAAGCCUUUCUCUCUGCGGCUGGGUUGAUUUCUCCAUGCUGCUCACUUGGCUGGUGUUCUGUCCGAAUGGGACUUGUCGUUCUAUUUGUAGUCCUGUUUGUAGUCACUCACCAGUCGUGAAGUGCGGUAGCUAGGUGAACCAGUGUCCAUUGGCACCAUUGGAAGUUAAUGAAAUAUUUAUCUGCGGAACGACUAAAGGAUAAGAGAAAAAAAGCUUUUUUUUCUCUUCUUAAUUCUAUACAUAUAUAUACACAACACAUGUAAGAUAUUCAUAUUUUAUAUUUGAACUAGUAUGUUAUCAAGACUGAAUGUAGUGUUUUGUCAUGCUUAUAUUCAAAAGACAAUUUUUUUUAAAAUUAUUAAUCAUAGCAAUUUUGAAAAACUUUCAAGACCAAAAACUUAGACCGCGCCCCCUUGGUGCAUGAAUCGCAGACACCUGUAGCCAUCACGUGUGGUCUGUUGAGUGGGAGGGGCUUGCUCUGGUGCUCCUAUUGGACAGUCUCUGUUUGUGCUGUUGCUAGGGAAACGAACUCUGAAGCGCCUAAUCUUAAUCUUUCAUUGUCUUUUUUGUCUGUGUGUUUGGUUUACUAUGGACUUGAUUUGCUGUGCUGUUUUUAACAAUCGUUAUCAUUUUUUAAAAUUACGUUUGCCUUUAAUUGUUUUGUAUAGCACGAGAGGGCAAGAUCACUGGCUUCCUUAGUUUGACAAAAUAUGAAAAUUAUAAUUUACACCUUAUUGUUAUUUAGAAGACAAAAGCAUUGUAGCAUAUGUUUGUGUGAGAGUAAUCUAGUGAGAGAGGCUGCCUCCUCGCUAUCUUUUGUGUUUAGCUAGCCUACUCAGUGCAUAGUUAUUGGGCUUGUGCUGUUCUGGCACAGUUAUGUUGCUACCUAUGACUUUAGGGGUGACUCAUGCAGGUGGGAAUACCUGUAGGAAAAGCUUUACUAAUAACUGACCUCCAGCAGAGGUGUGUGUGUGUGUGUGUGUGUGUGUGUGUGUGUGUGUGUGUGUGUGUGUGUGUGUGUGUGUGUGUGUGUGUGUGUGUGUGUGUGUGUGUGUGUGUGUGUGUGUGAGAGAGAGAAGGGAGAGCUGACUGCAGACCACAACGGUGCAUUUGUUCUCAGCUGACAGAUAAAGUAUAAUGAUAAGAGCAUUGAAGGAAGAUGGGAAUAUGGAACAGUAACUAAAGUGUCUCAGUGAUCCAUUGCCUGUGAUGGAGGCUGAUACAGGAUCUUUGUUGGUAUGCGAUGGUGCACCAGUGAAUCCUCUGGUUUGCUAUAUUUAAUUAUAACCUGUUGUGAUGGCUCAGUGGAUCCUUCAAACAUACAGGAUCUUUGUGCGUUAGUGGGGAUCCCCUUUGAUAUAGUUUUAUUGUGUUUGGUGCAGUUGUGGUUUUGGAUGUCUCUCUCAGGUUUGUCUGAUGCUCUAGAAGUGGUUCUGUGUUGAUGUAUGUGGCGCAGUGGUUCUGUGUGGUGGGUGUAAAGGUUUUGUAAAGGGAGAGGGCAGCGAGACACCAGGAAGUCUGGGGUAACUAGCUUGGUUAAGGGAGCUGCUGUAUACCUCAUUUCUAUCUCGAGACUGAGUGAAACUUGCUUUAAUCUACUUUAGUAAAGAAAAAUAUUAAACUUAAGAAAAAAAACAUGAACACCAAAACCACAUGGUCCUAUCAGAGAAGCUCACAAAUGUCUGUUUUAAGAGUACAGAGUGUCAUGACAGCUGCUGCCACUGGGGGGAGACAGGACACACUCCAGCACUCAAGAAUGUCUGCUUCUCUUAAUUUUUUAGACGAAGAGCAUCAUCAUCAUCAUCAUCGCUCACGCUAAACACACAGCGACGUCUCACACUUCCACCUCCUAUUAUAAUGCUGAAAGUAUACUCACAUUUCAGUUUUUAGUAGUAUGUACUUGAUUUAUCCCACUCCUAUUCUGUUUUCUAUGAUUUGACAAUCCUAUCCUUUUUAUAUUCUUAUUUAGAUUGUAAAUGUAGAUGUUGGUGUGUGUCUACUCACCUGGUGGCACGCUGCCUCGCUGCACUCUCUUUCCUGUGGUAAUGUUAACCAAAGACUUCCAAAGUGAUUGUAUAUGGACUACACCAUCUCUCACCCCUCUCCGCCUCAUCAUCCCACGAGAAAAGACAUGCAGCUGUGCUCACACACAUUCUUCCCUGAGCACCUGUAAUGACGAUACGCCUGUAUGGCAGAGCUGUGUGUGUGUGUGCGCGCCGCCGACACAACAGGCACCUGUAGCAGGGCCUGUGCGUGAGGAUAGGUAGAGUUUGGAGGGGCAAAGUGAGGUUCUCUGAUAGACAGAUCAAUUAUCCAAUCCGGUGAUGUUUGUUAAUACACAUUGAGGGUGCAUCCUGUGCACGCUGUAAAGGCUCAGGAGUCACUGUUUCUGUCCCUCUGUCUGUCUGUCUCCGGGACUGUUGCUAGGACACACCUUUUCCGUCUCAAAGACUGUCACAAAAAUACACUGUUUCUGCUUCUUGGAUACAGUGCGUCUGUCUGGCUCCCUAUCUGUGUAUUGUAGUUGCCAGGAUACAUUGUCUCUAGGAUACAAAUUCUCUGCUUCUUUCUCUCUGUCUCACCACUGUUUUCUUUCUUUCUCUGUGUCUCUCUCUUGCUUCUCUCUCCCGCUGUGACACUAUGCAUUGGCUAAGCUCUUUGGUCAAUGGAGUCCCAGGGAAACAUUGUAUGCUGCUUUAUUCCAAGCGGGGGAGUUGUAGGAUCUCACAAGCGCUAUCCCAAAGCAAAAAAUAUCCCAAAAAUUUAAUGUUUGACAAACGCAGAUACCAAAGAUAACUCUCUCUGUCCUGUCACACUCUCUCUCUCUCUUCCUCUCACCCUGCAGCUUGUGUAUUAAGAGAUAACCCAGCACUGGCUUUAGCCCUAGCCCCAGUAAUUCCAAAGCUUAGAUGUAUAUUUUGGUAUAUUUCUGAGAAAUCUAAAUGGGAAAAAAGUCUGUUUUUAAACAACAAUCUUGUCUGUUUGGUGUAUCGAUCUUUUUCUGUCACAGCAUGGAACUAAUUGCAGAAUUGUCUUACUCUUGGUAGAUUAAAGAUAUAUAGUAUUUUUGUAUGUUUUGGGGUGUGUAAAAAACAUUCUGUGUGUGAUUAUAUCAGUUAACACGGCCCAAGUGUCCAUGGUUUAAAAAAAAAACAAGCAGAAAAAAUACAAUAAAAACAAAAGGUCAACUUGUAAAUAUUACUUCUGUUUGUGGAUUUUUGAGGAAUGCAUUCUGUAAAAUCAUUGAUAAUUGUCCCUCUGUAAACCAAGCUUGGGCUAAACUAAAGGAAUGUGUCCCCUUUAUCUUCUGACUAGUUUUUCCUCUGAAUACUCCCUGUCUGUCACUCUAGAACUCUGGGAGCCAUGCUGUCGUUGUGACGCGCGGUUCCACUGUUACACCAUGGACUAGAACACUGCUCACUGUUGCCACGGGGACACAUGCCUCAUAUCCGACUAAGAACCCCCCCCCAGACAUGGUGGUUGGCAGCAUAUAGAACAUUAAGUAUGUGAAUCAGGAUACAUGGUAGAUUUGAUGCAUUUGUCUGCUGUAUUUUUGUUUUAGUUUUUUAUAUAUAUAUAUAUAUAUAAAGAUAAUCUUUUACUGUAACUGUACAGUUCUCUUUUGUUGUAAACGUCAUUAAACCAUUUUCCAAGUGUUUUAACAUUGGAA
Salvelinus fontinalis (brook trout) is the source of this 11110-nucleotide messenger RNA. It is a transcript of the gene pou2f1b, whose product is annotated as POU class 2 homeobox 1b. Gene Ontology annotation, biological process: regulation of transcription by RNA polymerase II. The record is from RefSeq and is a predicted model, not a curated record. The transcript is spliced from 16 exons. NCBI's taxonomy places the organism in Eukaryota, Metazoa, Chordata, Actinopteri, Salmoniformes, Salmonidae. Gene Ontology annotation, molecular function: RNA polymerase II cis-regulatory region sequence-specific DNA binding; DNA-binding transcription factor activity, RNA polymerase II-specific. Gene Ontology annotation, cellular component: nucleus. Bases 2384 to 4639 code for a protein of 751 amino acids.